Nerophis lumbriciformis (worm pipefish) is the source of this 2211-nucleotide messenger RNA. NCBI's taxonomy places the organism in Eukaryota, Metazoa, Chordata, Actinopteri, Syngnathiformes, Syngnathidae. The record is from RefSeq and is a predicted model, not a curated record.
AUGAGUUCAUACCUGCGUACAAUAAAUCAAUAUGAAUUGGCAGCAAAAUAUUAUUCCAGGUCAAAGAGCAUGGUGAUGGGCGAAAUGACUCGGGGCUCGUGCCAGCCGGCUUCACCGAGUCUCCAGGAGGGGGCACUGAAGGCCGGCUGGCUGAAGAAGCAGCGCAGCAUCAUGAAGAACUGGCAACUAAGAUGGUUUGUGCUACGGUCAGAGCAGCUCGACUUCUACAAGGACGAGGAGGAAACCAAACCACAGGGCUGUAUACCUCUGCUAGGAUGUCAGGUGAAUGAGUUAACAGCCAACCCUGAUGAACCAGGAAGACACCUCUUUGAAAUUGUACCAGGUGGAACAGGGGAGAAGGACCGUGCACCAAUUAGCCAUGAAUCAUUCCUCCUCAUGGCUAAUUCCCAGACGGAUAUGGAUGACUGGGUCAAAGCCAUACGGAGGGUCAUUUGGGCACCGUUUGGAGGAGGGAUAUUUGGCCAACGGUUAGAGGACACUGUGCAGUAUGAGAAAAAGUUUGGCCCGCGGCUGGCCCCCCUGCUGGUAGAGCAGUGUGUGGAUUUCAUCAGGGAGAGGGGCUUAGACGAAGAGGGUCUCUUUCGAAUGCCAGGGCAAGCCAACUUGGUCAAAGAUUUACAGGAGGCCUUCGACUGUGGCGACAAGCCUCUUUUUGAUAGUAACACAGACGUGCACACUGUGGCAUCUUUACUGAAGUUGUAUCUGCGAGAGCUGCCUGAACCUGUCAUUCCUUUCUGCAAAUAUGAAGACUUCCUAACAUGCGCACAGCUUUUGGCCAAAGAUGAAGCGGAGGGGGUUCAGGAGCUAGGAAAACAGGUUAACAUAUUACCUCUGCCGAACUACAAUCUUCUCAAGUACAUAUGCAAAUUCCUUGAUGAAGUCCAGUCUCACUGUAAUGAAAACAAGAUGAGCGUCCAGAAUCUCGCGACGGUGUUUGGGCCUAAUAUCCUUCGACCUAAAAUGGAAGACCCAGUCACUAUCAUGGAAGGUACAUCUUUAGUCCAGCACCUAAUGACGGUCCUUAUCAGGGAACACAAGUGUUUGUACUCAGGGAGGGACCAGGAAGGCCUCACUGUACCCCAAACGGAGCAUCAGCUCAUUAAUCGUAGCCUCGGUGCCUGGAUCUCUGAAGAGGACCUGCAAAGCUUCCCCAUCCCCAAUCCAGAACAAGAACUGAACAGCAGUGCCUCCUCACUUGAAGCCAAACUGUGCGCCGCCGUCACUCCUACGCAGACCCCUAGCCCAAAACUGGGGUCUUCGUCAGCCAAGGUGGAGACAGUGGUGAGCCCGAGUAAACAAGCCAAGAGCAUCCAGUCGUGGAAGUACUCUUUUAAAAGCUCCUCAACGCCUCGUUCUCAACCGCAGCCCAAGCAGAGUGGCUCGGUGGUGGAACCCAAUACUGUGUCUUCUGGUGGGGGAGGAAGUAGUAACUGGCUAAUGAAUGGUUUGUCCUCCUUGAGAGGGCACAGACGCACCUCCUCAGGCGAAAGGUCUACCCGAGACCGUGACUCCACCGGCUCCUCGCAAAGACUCUCUACCUACGACAAUGUCACCUCCUCCUCCAGCAUGGGCAGCGUUCAGAGUGUAGGCAGCACCCCUUGGUCCACCUCCUCCUGUGAGAUCUCAGUUCCAGAUUCUGGGAACGGCGAUCCAUUGGCCCACCGAAACUGCGCGGAAGUCGGGGACAAGGCAGAGUGGACGGAGGGUCAGCAGGAAGCCAACAGAUGUCCAGACGGUGGAAUAACUACAGAUCCAAGCUCAGAACAGGACAGCUGUGAGGCAAUGGAGUUGUGCAGCAGCAGCGCAGCCUGCAGCGAGAAUGGAAACGUGAGCGUGAUAGCCGGAGUCCCAUCCAUCAUCAUGUCUGACGAAGGAGACACGACAAAUGUCACGCUGAGCAGUCUGGUAGAGGACCUCAAGGACGAGCUCAGGAAACAGAAGACGGCUUAUGAGGCAAGGAUCCAAAAGUUAGAAGACUCCAGUGCUGCUCUGUGUGCUCACAUGGAGCGUUUGGAGCAGGAGAUGGAGCAAGAGAAGAAGAGGCAGCGUAUGCUGGAGAUCAAACUUCGGAACUCUGAGCGAGCUCGAGAGGAUGCCGAGAACCGUAACAAACUUUUGGAGAAGGAGAUGGAGGACUUCUUUUCCACCCUGGGAGAUCUUACCAUGAGUACAAGGACCAGCGAUAUUUGA